This is a messenger RNA of Epinephelus lanceolatus (giant grouper), 3793 nucleotides long. RefSeq names its product gamma-aminobutyric acid receptor subunit alpha-5-like. Gene Ontology annotation, cellular component: membrane. NCBI's taxonomy places the organism in Eukaryota, Metazoa, Chordata, Actinopteri, Perciformes, Serranidae. Gene Ontology annotation, biological process: monoatomic ion transmembrane transport. Gene Ontology annotation, molecular function: extracellular ligand-gated monoatomic ion channel activity; GABA-A receptor activity. The record is from RefSeq and is a predicted model, not a curated record.
UGACAGGAGGUGAAGAAGGGGUGCAUGAGUUGUAUCUGUCAGGGAUGACAAAACAUGUAAAUGAGAAUUGGUGGCUUAAUGCUUCUUUAAUUGCCUUACUGACUGACAAAGCGUCAAUUGCGGGACAGGGUUUGAAAACCCGCACCUGAUUUUGUUAACAUCUGACUCCCCACCUCCCCACCCUCAGCUCCACAGCCAGCGCGCCUCCUCCUCCCGACCCGCCAAUGGGCAGCACCUAUUAUCAAAAUGAUUAGCCUCUGUUGCAGCACUCCAUUCUCUCGCACCGGCAGUAGGCGGUAUAGCGAAAGAGACGGAUAAAAAUGUGGAGUGAAUCCAGUCUGCUCCGAGGCUGGCGGAUGAGAGCGAGCGGGCUGCCCGUGUGAUGCUGCCCCUGCCCCGCUGCUGCUGCUGCUGCUGCAACACCUCUGGAGGCGAUGCAGGAGAUGCGGUGCAGCAGGCACUAAAGAAGGAAGGCGGUGUAGCCUAUAGGAGGAGGAUACCAGACAGACUACUACAACACCGCCUGAUGGGGAAACGCUGACAGAGAGAGAGAGAGAGAGAGAGCAGACACAGAGAGGAGAGAGAGAGAGAGAAACAGCGCAUGGUGGAGAAGCUGAGGAGAAGAACCGACGGGGAUUAGGUGAUUGAACCCAGUCUCAACACCGCCGACGGAGACCCCCAGCCUCCAAUCGCUGCUUGGGGAAGAGCAGCCCCAAAACAUACACCAUGGUGGGGAUGGAUCUGCAUUCAGCUCUGAACGACAAAAUGGGCACAGUUUCAGUCAUGGCAAGGCUUGUGCUUUCCCUCCUGCUCCUGUGUGGAUGGCAAAAUAGCGUCUGCCUGUCCUCCUCAGAGGCUCAGAAGGAGGCAGUCACCAACGACAACAGCACGGUUUUCACCCAGAUCCUGGACGGGCUCCUUGAGGGUUAUGACAACAGGCUGCGGCCAGGGCUUGGAGAGAACGUCACAGAGAUCAAGACGAAUAUAUUCGUCACCAGCUUCGGCCCGGUGUCUGACACAGAGAUGGAAUACACAAUUGAUGUCUUCUUCCGUCAGAGCUGGAAGGACGAGCGUCUGUGCUUCAAAGGGCCCAUGGAGAUGCUGCCGUUAAACAACCUGCUGGCCAGCAACAUCUGGACCCCGGAUACCUUCUUCCUUAACGGCAAGAAGUCUAUCGCUCAUAACAUGACCACGCCCAACAAGCUGCUGAGGCUGCAGGAUGACGGCACUUUGCUCUACACUAUGAGACUGACCAUAUCAGCAGAAUGCCCCAUGCAGCUGGAGGAUUUCCCCAUGGAUGCACACGCCUGCCCGCUCAAGUUUGGCAGCUACGCCUAUCCAGUGUCAGAGGUCGUCUACACUUGGACCCAGGGAGCUGAUAAGUCUGUGGAGGUGGCAGGGGACGGCUCCAGACUCAACCAGUACCAUCUUAUCGGGCAAACUGCCGGCACUGAGAACAUACACACAAGCAGAGGACAGUACACUGUGAUGAUGGUUCACUUCUACCUGAAGAGGAAGAUUGGAUAUUUUGUCAUCCAGACGUAUAUGCCCUGUUUCAUGACCGUAAUCCUGUCCCAGGUGUCGUUUUGGCUAAACAGAGAAUCAGUUCCUGCGAGGACCGUCUUUGGGGUGACCACUGUGCUGACCAUGACUACCCUCAGCAUCAGCGCCAGGAACUCACUCCCCAAAGUGGCCUACGCUACAGCUAUGGAUUGGUUCAUCGCCGUCUGCUACGCGUUCGUCUUUUCUGCCCUCAUCGAGUUCGCCACAGUGAACUACUUCACCAAAAGGAGCUGGGCCUGGGAUGGCAAGAAGGCUCUCGAGGCACAGCACCCUAAGAAACGAGACCCCAUGGUGCUGUCGAAGAAGCCCAACAACGUCUGCUCAGCGGGCGUCAACUACACCCCCAACCUCACCAAGGACGUGUCCAUCUCCACCAUCUCCAACACGACGUCGGUGCAGCUCCGGGCCGCAGAGACCAAGAUGGUGGACCCCAAGAAGACCUACAACAGCGUCAGCAAGAUCGACAAGAUGUCGCGGAUAGUGUUCCCCGUCCUGUUUGGAACCUUCAACCUCGUCUACUGGGCCACGUACCUGAACAGAGAACCGGUGGUGAAAGGAGUGGUCAGCUCAACGUAAUCUUUCUCCUUUUUUUUUUCCUGAGACAGAGAGUUCGUAUUAGGGGAUUAAGUUUGUUCUAAUUUGAAAGUGGGUGGACUUAAAAGAAAAGGGGUUGUUGUAAGGUCGUUGCCCAAGACAAAAAAAAACAAAAAACAAAAAACAAAUAUCUGCGCUUGAAGAACAAAAACAAACUAUACUCAGCUAUCUAAUUCAAGCACUUUGAAUGGAUGCAAGGCUGCAACAGAAUCCCUUUCCUGUUUUUAUGGCCUAAAAAACUGCUCGAUCACACAGAAACUUGCUUCUAAGACCUCGAGGGAGCGGGUGCUUUGCUUCUUUCUCAUCUAUCCUGCUGCAGUUUGCAUGACGCUCUCCUCAAAAGGACUCCUCUUUGUCUUGAAUACCGACCAUAUAUAUGUCAAUCACUGCUUAAGGUAUGGGAGCACACUCCAUGGCGACUACUUGAGGUUUUAAAUAAACUAAUGUAGGCAUUUUGAGCAGUUUUCCUAAAUUUACUCUUAUCAUGGAGGCUUGAAAUGCACUGAGCUUAUGCUGUGGAAAAAAACCCUGCAAUAUAACAUGCAUUUGAAAAAUUGAUUUAAAAAAUGUACUUAAUUCCACACUGUAUGGAAGAAACAUCUCUUGAGAUUAAUGCUGCAAGUGCAUUAAUAAUUUAGUUUUCUGUCUCUUUUUUAAAAAAGAACCUUUGCCAUUUUUUUCUCCUAUUGCAGUGGGUGCUUGUGUGUCUCUUUGUACAUCUUUACUUGAAGAUUCAAAGCCCUUUGCUGCAGGCCUGGUUUCCCAAAAGCACUGGCAGACAGAGUCUCAGUGGAAGAUGACGAGUGCUACCUAAAGGUGAAAAAAAAAGUAUUUGAAAGAUUAUCAUUGCAGAGUUUUUACAUUAAGAGAUGCUUUUUCAUUCAUAAAAAAAUAAAAAGUCAUCAUUUUGGGCAGCUUGCCAACAAGAAAAAAAAAACGUCUUUGGCCCACUUACACUGGGUGAGUGGACAGCUGUGGAUGGGGUGUUCAGGACAAAUUUAGGAUACGUGCUUUAACUGAAUUUUGAGCACAGGUCACUCAGCUAGGAAACUAAUAUUCACAGCCGAGAGACUGCUGCUCGAAACGCAGAGUGUGUGACAUACAAAUCAGCAGAGUGAGAGUUUGGAGACUGUCAUAGGGGUGCAGACCUCUAUUUAGGCAAGCAUGCUUCUUACUGAUACUUGGGCAAAACACUGCAACACCACCAGCUCCAGGGGUCAGUGUCACAAAGACAGGAUGUGACGUAGAUCAAAAUAACAGUAAGACAGCUGCCGAAGUCUUUACAGAUUAGUCCUAUGUAACUGUGGUAUUUUUCAACCUGGACCAUUUUCUCAUGUGUUUGUGAUUAAUAGGAACGACUUUUUUGAAAUUUGUCCAGUAUUGAGUGAGAUUGCUGCUGCGAAACAGUCUGCAAUGUAACCACAUGGAGCGUGUUCACACCAUUAGUUUAAGUCCACUAAAAGUGCUUGUUUUUGUCACUAACAGGCUCAGAUUGUUAUUUCAAUUGUCUGACAGCAUUAUGGAAAGGAUCUCUAAAGAGACAGACCUUUUGGUUUAAGAGUAAAGGGUAUACUUAUGCAGUGGUGUGUCUGUGUCACUCUGCAGUUACACCUCCAAAACACUAGUUGGCGGCGGA